Cyprinodon tularosa is the source of this 2257-nucleotide messenger RNA. It is a transcript of the gene rundc1, whose product is annotated as RUN domain containing 1. The transcript is spliced from 6 exons. The record is from RefSeq and is a predicted model, not a curated record. Lineage: Eukaryota; Metazoa; Chordata; Actinopteri; Cyprinodontiformes; Cyprinodontidae. Bases 162 to 1868 code for a protein of 568 amino acids.
GUUGACGUAUGAAUCAUCAUUCCCAAGAUGGCGAUUCACCUGUUUCUUCGGUGAUGAUGCUGCUCCAUUUUACACACUUUUUAAAGCAUAAUCCCUGGGAAUAAGUUACCAACUAACUGACAUCUUCGAGGGAAAAUCUGGAUUGACCCACACCGUCCAGGAUGUCCACGGAGGAGCUGUCAGCUUCGGAUAGCGAGGCUGUGUUCGCGGGCGCCGGGGAGCGAUGGGCACCGGUGGGUGCCGUAGCCAGCCCCGAGGAGGAGAGCAGCGUUAAGCCGAGGCAGAGAGGCUUAUCGUCAGCCACGGAUGAGGAGAUGGCCUUCCGGCUGAGGAAGCUGGAAGAGGAGCAGGACUUGUUGAACUCGUCUCUUUUAGCUCUCACGUCGCACUUCGCCCAGGUUCAGUUCCGCCUGAAGCAGAUCGUUCACGCUCAGAGCGAGGAGAAGGAGAGGAUGCUGGCCGAGCUGGAGGAGUUCGCCUUCAGGGGCUGCCCGCACGUCCUGGGCUGCAGAGCUCAGGAUGCCAGGCAGCUGGAGAACUCGGAAGAUCUGAGCGAGAGGGAGAAGAGAGAACGUUUGGAGGCUCAGAGGGAAAAACAAAAGGAUCUCAUUUUCCAGCUGAAGACGCAGUUGGACGACCUGGAACGUUUCGCCUAUCAGGAGGGCAGCUACGACUCGCUGCCGCAGUCUGUCGUCAUGGAGAGACAGAAGGUCAUCAUUGACGAGUUGAUAAAAAAGUUGGAUGUGAAUCUGAACGAGGACCUUGGGAACCUGUCCCCAGAGGAGCUGAGACAACGCGUGGACGCCGCCAUCGCUCAGAUCAUGAACCCGGCCAGAGUCAAAGAGCAGCUGGUUGAGCAGCUCAAGACUCAGAUCAGAGACCUGGAGAUGUUCAUCAACUUCAUCCAGGAUGAAGUGGGAAACCCUCUUUUGCCGGAUGGUGGGCGGAGUCAACAGCCGAAACCCGCAGCAGCCAACGCCGGAGCUGCGCGAAUGAAAAAGAAAGUGGAUCCGGUCCAGGCGCAGAGGAUGCGGGAAAGCGGCCUGCAGCUCAUCCAGAAGGCUCUGGCUGUGCUGCAGAUCUUCGCUGCCAGUCAGUUCGGCUGCUCUGCCGGACACGUCCCUCAGAAUAUGUGGCCCCAGGACUCGCCGGGGCGGGACUACGGCCCUUUGCUCCAGCGUCUGGACGCCGCCGUGGAGAAGGUGCGAGUGCUGGGCUCGUGCCGACAUCCCUCAGUGGAACAUGUAGUCAGUUACAGCAGCGCGUCCACUUUAGGGGCCCGAGACGAGCUGACGACCGCCGUGAGGAAGGAGCUGUCGCUGGCUCUGAAGGACUUGUUGGCUCACGGUCUGUUUUCCCCUUCGCAGACCAUGAGCCUGGUGCUGGCCCCCAUCUCUUGCCUUCUGCCUUACACACCCGCCCCACAAACCCUGCACCCCUGGGAACUCUUUGUGAAGUUUUACGAAUCCAAAAACGGGAAAGCCUUUGUGGAAUCGCCAGCACGGAAGCUCUCCCAGUCCUUCAGCCUGAACGUCGGCGUCGGCCCAGGACCGGUGACCCCGAAGCAAUCUCUGCUGUGGGCCAUCCACACGGUGCUGAAGGAGCACGGACGCUACAAGAGGGGGCCGGACACGGAGUUCAAAGCUCUGGUGUGCAUGGCUCUGAACGAGCAGCGCCUCGUGUCGUGGCUCAACCUGCUGUGUAAAUCUACCACUGUGAUACACCCCCAUUACCAGUGCUGGAGCUACAUGGCCCAGACGGGCUUCGAGGGAGCCCUACGCAUCCUGGGCCGCAUCAGCCACCUCAGGUUCAACCUGCCGGUGGACCUGGCUGUACGGCAGCUCAAGAACAUAAAAGACGCUUUCUGACGAGGCCCAUCAUUAAAGCGUUUAACCAGCUUGUGUUCGGGACCAAAAGCAUGAUCCUGUUGGUAUUCUUUAACCCUUUAAAGGUUGUUUACGUGUGUGAUGUGAGCAGUACGUGUAUGGAUGUGGUGUUAAUCUGCAUAUCCCACUAAGACGGCAGCGCUGCUUGCACUGUGAACAUGCCUUAGAUCUCCGACAGCGAUUACCUCACCUUUAGUAAGCCUUCUUGUACGAUCUAUGUGACCUAUGCUCAGCAGCAUGCAUCUUCCUCUGCUGUACCUGAUAGUGCCCUGAACCUAUGCAGCAAACAUGGUGGGAGUGAUAAAAAGCUACCAUAAAUGGAAAGGUAGAGAAGGAAAAGAUGUGAAACUGUGCCGGAUGCUGUUACCAAA